Molecule: messenger RNA, 1266 nt
Organism: Laetiporus sulphureus 93-53
Lineage: Eukaryota; Fungi; Basidiomycota; Agaricomycetes; Polyporales; Laetiporaceae
Exons: 1
Coding region: 1-1266 (421 amino acids)
Source: RefSeq, a predicted model, not a curated record
AUGGAUCGUCGCUAUCGCCCGACGCCGCCCAUGGCCAGCUUACCCCCGCUCGCUCGACUAGCUGAAUGCUCUGUGGAUCAAAUCUCGCAAGCCCUGCAAAAUCUCCGCUCGCUUUAUACCGAGCUACAACCUCCCCCUCUGCCUCAAACACUGCCCAUGAAGCGUUUGCCGAAGCAUAUCAUCCACGAUGCAUCCGUUCCGGACUCUGGUUAUGCCUCUGCCGAAGAAGACGAGUGCGAGGAAACGUACGCGGAUGACGAUGAGGGGGAGGAUGAAGAUUAUAGAAUUCUUCGCUCCGACACCUUCGAACGCGAGUACGCCGUCCGCUGGCUCACCGCCUUCACUGCGCGCUCCGACGCCUGGUUGUACCCUAUAAACGAAGAGUCUGACGCCCGCGCCACGCUCGUCGACUCCGCCGCAUCAAUUCUUGCCGCUUUCGCCGGCAAAGACGAGGAGGAAGCGCUCACAAGGUGGUUCACGUUCCCUGCGGACGGUGGCGAGGUGGACGUCGAGCUUAACGACGCCCCGCUGCUGAGCGAGGACCAUACCUCUGUCGGGUUGCAGAGCUGGGCGAGCUCGAUCCUUCUCGCCGAGCGCCUAUGCGUUUCGCCGCGCUCGUUCGGGCUCUCUGUUAAGGAAGACGGGAGCAAUCCGAGAGUUCUUGAACUUGGUGCGGGCACAGGUCUGCUAAGCAUCGCCGCAGCGAAGCUCCUCCAGCGGAAUGCGGCAGCGCAUCAGUUCGCUGCGUCUGUGAUCGCGACUGAUUACCAUCCGUCCGUCCUGGCAAAUUUGCAGGCCAAUGUGGACUCGAACUUUCCCGGUUCGCCGAAUGCAGUCAGCAGUGACAAGCUACUAGUUGUGCGUGCACUGGACUGGGAACACCCGGUCUAUGAUGCUGAGUUGGAGUCUUCGUUCGACGUCAUCCUCGCUGCCGAUGUGAUCUACCAUCCACAACAUGCGCAAUGGAUCAAAAGCUGCGUCGAACGUGCCCUUCUUCGUCCAAACGACACUGGAGACCCGCAUGGUGUCUGCUGGCUCAUUAUCCCAUUGCGUCCGACGGGAAGGCACGAAGGCAUGAGUGACACCAUCGAACGUGUCUUUUCUCGCGCCCCGAUCACUGCAAAAUGCGACGGAACGGAUGGUAACUCGCACGGGCUGGCCAUACUAUCUGUGGAGAAGCUUGAGCGGCACGAAGGAGUGGGAAGGGCGGACGAGGGCGGUUAUAAGCUGUACAAAAUCGGCUGGCUGCGGACAGGAUCUUCAUGA